GUGCUGUUUGUUUGUUUAUAUAAAAGAUAAAGAAGAAUAAGAUAUAAGACUGUUUCUAGAGCACUGACAGCAAAAAAACUCACAGUUCACCGCGAGAAUCCGCUGAGGCUUGCAUCCGCUAAGGGUUAGGGCGUGUACCCUGAUCCCGCCUGGCAAACGCUCGGCAGACACUGACAGCUUCCUCGCGCUCUUCUCUCGAUCUAUCUCGCUCCCCUCCUCCUCCUCCUCUUCACUGGCCCCUCCUCCUCUGUCUAUAUGCCUCUCUGAUCCGGCCAUGAACACAAACAUACCGCGGCAGCAGCUGCCGGGUGACAACUGGCGCGACUCCCACACCACGACCCAGCGACAGCACUACAUCAACACCCUAGUGAACACCCUCCGCAAGUACGCCCAUGGCGGACCCCAGGAGAAAAUCGUGCAAUUCGCGACCCAGGCCGAGAAUCAGGCCUACGUCAAAGGAAAAUCAAAGGAGGAUUACAUCAACCUUCUACGCGAGCGCAUGGAAUAUGUUCGCAAGUCGGCCGAAAAACAGGCGCAAAUGGCGCAACAGCAGCAUCUGCAGCAACAACAGCAGCAACAACAACAGCAGCAACAACAGCCCACCGCUCAGCAACACCAACAGCUCCCCAUGGGCCAGCAAGGCUCGCAAUUUGUCCAGCAGAACCGACAGCAACCUGACGACAUGAUGUCAAUGAUGCCGAUGAACCAGCAACUGCAGCAAGGCAACCCUGUCGCGCAAUUCUCGUCAAACAUGCAGGGACUGCAAAACAUGGCCCAGCAGCAGCAGCAGCCUCAAUCUCAGCAGAAUGGUAUGCAGCAAGGUACUCCCCAGCAGUCGAUGCAGUCCGGUGCGCAGCAGAACUUCAAUGUCGCCGGAUCAUACCCCAACGCGCUCAGACAAGCAAUGUCCCAGCAACAGCAGCAGCAGCAGCGCACCAUGCAACAAGGCGCUCAGGACGCGCAGGGACAAGGAAACAACCAGCAACCUCAACCGAACCAGAACGGCCAAAAUCCUACUCGCUUCACGCAGCAGCAGUUGAUGGCCGCCCUCCAGCAACAGCAGGCGCGACUCCCGCAGAACCAAGCAAACAUGACUCCCCAGCAGCAGCAGCAAUUCGCGCAGCUACGGCAUCUCAUCAACCAGCAGUACAAUAACGGAGGCAGAUCGGCAAACCCCGCCGACCUCCAGGCCGUACUGGCGGCUCUGCAGCAGCGACAACAGCAGCAACAACAGCAGCCACAGCAGCAGCAAUCGGUUCAGAACAAGCAGCAGGAUGUAAUGUCGAGCCCCACCAUGCCGCAACAGAACAACCAAACUUUCAGCAACCCAAACUCGCAGCAGUUGCUUAUCCUACAGCAAAAGAUGAUGCAACAGCAGAAGCAGCAACAGCAGCAGCAGCAGGCAUCACAGGGCCAGCAAAUGCAAUCCGGUAAGCCAUUGGUACAGCAGCAGCAGCCGGUUCGGACGGGCCAGAUGAUGAAUUCAGCGCCGUCGCAGCCUGGCAUGCCGCAGCAGCAGCCCACACCAGCGCAGCUGCAACAGCGCCUGAUGCUACAACAACAGCAACAGCAACAGCAACAGCAACAGCAACAGCAACAGCAACAGCAACAGCAGCAACAACAGCAGCAGCAACAACCGGUUGGUGCUUCUCAGCCGUUGGGUCGUCCAGGUCAGAACCCGCAAGUUGCCGGCCAGCCUGGCCAGCAAUUACCUGCACAGGCUGACCCUGUUCGAGCAUAUGUGCUUCGCAGCAAGAUCCCGCAGUCCCUUCUCAAACUGAUGCCGUUUGUGCCUGCUGGCGUUGAUAUGUGGGUUCAGAUUUUCACGCUCAUCAAGGACCAUACUAUUCCAUCUGAUGUCAUGCCCACGAUCAAGAACGUACAUGCGCGUCAUGAGCAGAUGGUGCGUGCUCUACUGAUCGAGCAGAAUAACAAGAAGCAACAACAACAACAACAGCAGCAGCAGCAACAGCAACAACAACAGCUCCAGCAGCAGGCAAACCAAUCUGGUGGUCAGCCUAUAGGCAUGCAGAACACUGGCGCGGAUCAAGGACUCGGCCAAGGAAUGAAAGCUAGUCCGACCAUUACGCAGCAGCAACUCCGACAAGGCCGUAAACCUGACCAAUCGCCCCAGAUGAUGCGAAAUGCUCUGAUGGCGAAUCAGCAGAAGCCACAGCAAGGGAACUUGCAGAUGAUGCAGCAACAAGGAAUGAUGGCUGGGCAGCAACCCCAGCAGCAGGCUUCGAUGACCAUACCUCAUCAAUUUGGUCCGCAGCAGAGCACUCCGGAGAUGAACAGCAUAAAUCUGCCAACCGAUAAAGCCGCGCAACAGCAGGCGUUGUAUAAUAGCAAGUUGAUGAAUCGGUCGCCGCAGCACAACCAAGCCUCUCCGGCUAUGGCUCAGAUGUCGAUGCAGUCUCAGCAGCAGCAGAAAUGGCUCAUGGGAGCACAGCAGAAGCAACUCCAGCAGCAGGCUCAGUUGCGACAGCAGGAGCAGCAGCAACAACAACAACAACAGCAGCAGCAGCAGCAGCAGCAUCUGCAGCAAGGCGUCUCCCAGCAGUCUCAGAUGUCACCGGAACUGAUGAUGCAGCAGAACGCAAUCAACCGUCAGCAGCAGUCGCAACAAGUUCAGCAGCCUCAGAACAUAGGUGUGGCCGCGGAUCCGCAAAAGACCGAGCAGACGCCCGAACAGCAUCGGCAGGAUAUGGAGAAGCUGCAGCAAAUCUGUGCUGAGAUCAUGCGGUCGCGACAGCCCUCUGUGCCUCUGGACUUGAGCCCGGACGAUCAGGCGGCGGUCAGAGAUGGAGUGAUCUCAUUACAGGAAGCUUGCAGACAGCUGGAGAGGCUGAUUCGUUGGUCUCACACAGUCCUGAGAAAUGAAUCGGUUACCCGAAGACUGAUCUAUAUGCAAACGUCAUACAAAGAGCAGUCGGAGGCACUCUCGAGAGGGGUUUACUUUUUCAACGCCGAGUCGAUGAUGAAGUUCCGAAACGAACUCCGCAAAGUGUUUAACUAUUUCCGGAACAGUCAGAGACUACCAGAUGGUACGCAAGCUAGACCCGCCCCCGCUCAAAUGGCUCAGCAGAUGGUUCAGGGAGGUAAUCAAAUGAUGCCGCAGCAGCAACAGCCGCAGCAGCAGAUGCCGAUGCAGCAGGGAUUCCAGGGUAUUGCUGGUCAGCAGCAGAUGGCACGUCGACCGCAGGCGCAACAGGCCAUGCAGGGCGUUGGACAUCAACUGCCUGUUGAUGCUAAUGCGCAAAUGAUGGCACAUCAGCAGCCCCAGCAGAACCAAACUCAGGCUCAGACGCAGCAACGCAACGCAGCUGGGAUGGUCAACAUGCAGCAGCAGCAGCAGCAACAGCAGCAGCAACUGUAUCAGCAGCAGCAAUUUGUUCCGCCGCAAAAUCUUGCACAGAACGCUGUCACUCAAGCGGGAGUGGUUCCCAGAGCCGCGACGGCCACGGCUGCGAAUACUGCGGCCGCUCGCCGCAACGCGAAGAACGUGCCCGCGCCAGUGCCAGCCAGUCAGGCGGCUCAGUUUAUGAGCCAGAUGACGCCGGCUCAGCGUGCUAAUGCUGUGCAGAUGCAGAUGGCGCAGCAACAGCAGCAGCAUCAGCAACAGCAGCAGCAGACUGCCUCUGCUGCGAUGUUGAUGAACCAGCCAUCAAAAGUAUCGCCUGCUGGUAUGCUGGUGACGAGCCCGCAGGGAGUGCCGAUCUAUACGCAGUCGACGACGCCUAUUGACCAGUCUCAACUGAAACUGCCGCCCGGAAGGAAGCGCUCGCUGAACGCAAAGGCCAGCCCUGCCUCGGACGAGCCACCGUUCAAGAAAGACAGGCUAGAGGCGGUGGCGAAAGCGGGAGGCCAGACGGCCGCCGCUCGUCAGCAGCAGGCUGGUGCUUCGGGCAAUCAUGCGAUGGAGGAGAUGCUUGCCAAGCAGCGCGCAGUGCAGGAAGAGGAGGAGCGACGACUGAAAGAACUAGCGAUGAAAGAUCCGCUUGCGUACGCGCUGCGGACCGUUGCCGACGUGUGCAGGGUCGACCCCGAGAGCGAGAAGGAGAACAUCAAGCCCGAGAGCCGGUCGCAGUCGAUCUCGACGCCUGGCGCGAACAUCAACCAGGGCGCUGCAGCGAACGUACCCACGCCCAGCGGCUCGGCCGCUACGCCGUCGGCGAUGGGAGGUGUCGGAGGAAGUACGCCGGGCGGUCACCGUGGCAGUGCGAGCGGAAGCCAGUCCGGAAGCUCGAGUCAUCUGCAAGCGGGCGGGAGUGGGUUGCCGUCGUACUUGACGCCGUUGAAGUACGUGUAUACCAGCGCGGGUCUGUAAUAUGUGAGACGCAGUUAUGAUCUCUGCCGUGUUUUUUUAUUUACUUUUUUGGAUUUCUCUAUUUUUGUCUCCAUUUUUGAGAGGAGAGCUUCACUGUAACCAUUAUUCUUUUUCUUCUUCUUCUGUAUAAAAGCUUUUUCAUUGUUUAGUGCAGUGAUAUUUCUUGAUUUUGAUUGAUUCGGGUAACAAAAGCGGCGUAUCUUGAUUCUAUUUAUAAUUCCCUUGUUUUGAUUUAAUCUUGUUGUUUAGUGUGAUUUUGUAAUGAAAGAAAGCAAUAGUCAGUAUAUAUAUAUAUAUAAGAGAUCAUAGACAGUUG
Molecule: messenger RNA, 4646 nt
Organism: Myxozyma melibiosi
Lineage: Eukaryota; Fungi; Ascomycota; Lipomycetes; Lipomycetales; Lipomycetaceae
Exons: 4
Coding region: 275-4330 (1351 amino acids)
Biological process (GO): regulation of DNA-templated transcription
Molecular function (GO): transcription coregulator activity
Source: RefSeq, a predicted model, not a curated record